This is a messenger RNA of Plutella xylostella (diamondback moth), 1629 nucleotides long. Lineage: Eukaryota; Metazoa; Arthropoda; Insecta; Lepidoptera; Plutellidae. The record is from RefSeq and is a predicted model, not a curated record.
UAUAGUAGAGGUGAUAUAUAUUCGAUUACGGUUUUAAUUAAUAAUUAGUGGAUAUAGAGUAGUUAAAAUCUGGCCACUGAGGGAGCACGCUACAUAGAAAUGAAUUUAAUUAUUUUUAGCGGGCUUUUGCUCGUGACGUUCUGCGUCAGUCUGACGCAAGCGUCGCCGGAACGAAAACGUCACGAUCUUAUAGUUGUCCGCCGUUAUAAAGGGGACCAAAAACAACCCCUACUACCGGACAUAACGAAGAAAAUCGAAACCGAAGAACGGAUCCCGUUCUUAGGCCGUCUGAGUGAGAUAGGACGCGGGCCUAUCUACCGCAAGUAUGGCGCCGAGGUCCCACGCACGACCACGAUCACCAAUGGAAACACGGCAGCACAGUUCAGCAACUUCGACCUGGGGAAACCUGAAGCGGUGUUCUUGCAAUCUAUCAGCCCCCAAUUCUCACCCGUACAGCCGGAAAUCAUUGAAAUAUCACGAUCAGAAACUAGUAACCAAGCUCAGUCAUUCGCUGAAACAAGUGAACAAAGUAGUUCUUACACGAACGAACAAGCCCAAUCAUUUGCAGAGAAAAAUGAAGAGAGCAGUUCUUUCACUGAUAAUAACCAACAGAGUAAUUCUUUUGUUGAAAAUAAUCAACAGAGUAGUUCUUUUGCUGAAACAAGUGGACAGACUAAUUCUUACACAAACGAACAAGCCAAAUCAUUUGCAGAAAAUAAUCAACAGAGUAGUUCUUUUGCUGAAACCAAUGAACAAAGUAGUUCUUUCACGAAUGAACAAGCCCAGUCAUCCGCCGAUAGUAGUUCUUUCACUGGAAAUAAUCAGCAAAGUAGUUCUUUCACUGGAAAUAAUCAACAAAGUAGUUCUUUCACUGAAAAUAAUCAACAAAGUAGUUCUGUCGCUACUACAAAUGAACAGAGCAGUUUUUACACAAACGAACAAGCUCAAGCAUUCGAUGAAACAAAUCAACAGAGUAGUUCUUUUGCUGAAACCAAUGAACAAAGUAGUUCUUUCACGAAUGAACAAUCCCAAUCAUUCGCCGAUAGUAGUUCUUUUACUGAAAAUAAUCAACAAAGUAGUUAUUUCACUGAAAAUAAUCAACAAAGUAGUUCUAUCGAUACUACAAAUGAACAGAGCAGUUCUUACACAAACGAACAAGCUCAGUCAUUCGAUGAAACAAAUCAACAGACUAGUUCUUUCAAUGAAAAUAAUCAACAAAGUAAUUCUUUUGUUGAAAAUAAUCAACAGAGUAGUUCUUUGGCUGAAACGAAUGAACAAAGUAGUUCUUUCUCUGAAACGCAAGCUAAAACCGUUGCUGAAAGCGAAUCGAAACAGCAGGAAUCGUAUAAUGAGGAACAAUCUCAAUCUGAAACAUCUCAACAAUACAGCGAGAACAACUUUCAGUCUUCAAGCAGUGACGCUUCGUCGACAGACUAUGUCGCUCAAAAUAUUGAUGAUAACGAAGAUGACGACCGUAAGUAUCCACCAUUACCAUCUCAACCUUAGGGUUAGUUCCACCAUACUCUGUUAGAUCAUUAACACCCCUGCUACAUUGUAAGUGUCAUCUAAAAUGAAAUUUUACUCUAUGACAAUCUUAAAUGCUUGACAGAUGUGUCAACAGUCAGCAAC